AUGUCGUUAAAACAAAUACGUCUUGAACAAAGAAGAAAAGUUGAGAAAUGUGAAUUACAAAUAAGACAAAUAUUGUUAUAUGCUGGUGUUUAUCCGGUUGAAAAUCCACAUAAAUUAUAUCGAUGUUUAUGGUGGUUUGUUAUAUUUGUAUUUACAUUUAAUUUUAUGGGUAUGAUUAUUUUAAUAAUACAUCAUCGUAAGAAUUUAUCUAUCGUGUUGGGUGGUGCUGGUGUUGCUCUAAGUUUAAUGACUGUUAUAACAAAGGGAACAUGUUGUAUAUGGUAUGACAAAGAAAUGGCAUUAAUAAAAAAACAUUUAUCUGGAAUGAUGGAUAGAAAUAUGUCAGCAUCACAGGAAAUAUGGGAUACAAUGAUACAACCAAUGCUGUAUUACGUAUCAAGAAUAUAUUUGUUUAUAUAUACUUUAGGUUUUGCACUUGUACUGGUUAUGUUUUCAAAGCCAGCAUUAAUUAUGUUAUCACAAGUUAUACGGGGACAUAAUAUAACAUAUAUACGUCCAUAUCCAACAAUAUAUUUUUGGAAAAUACCACCAGGAGGACCAAUUUAUAUGAUGCAUUAUUUUAUUGAUACAGCAUGUAGUUGGUAUGUUGUAUCAAUUGGUAUUAGUGUUGAUAAUUUAUUUGCAUAUUCAACAGCAAUAAUAAUGGCACAUUAUCGUGCUCUUAAUUAUGAAAUUCGUCAAUUUAAUGGUAUAGAUAUUGAAAAAAUGAAAGAAUUUGUUUGUAGACAUCAAGAAUUAAAUGAUGUUUGUCAAUAUUUGGGUGUAUUGAAUGGACCAGUAAUAUUAAUUAUAGCUGUAUCAACUUCACUUAUACUCUGUUCAAAUAUCUUUACAUUCAGUAAGAUGGAAACUAUAACAUUAUCACAAGCUGCUUGGCCUGCUGUAUAUACUGCUUAUAAAUUGUUACAAGUAUUUAUAUUUGCAUGGUGUGGUGAACUUCUGAAGGAAACAAGUGAAGAAUUUCGAGAAGCAGUUUAUGCUUCAAGAUGGCAUAAACAUGAUAAUAAAAAAGUUGCAUAUUGUGUGAGAAUGAUGAUGAAUCAAAAACCAAUAUUAUUAAAUGCUUGUGGAGUCAAACCUGUAACAGCAGAUUUAUUUUCUGGGGUUGCAAAUACGGCAGUGUCAUAUUUUUUUCUCAUGCAGACUAUCAGUGAAAAAGAUUAA
Aphidius gifuensis is the source of this 1185-nucleotide messenger RNA. RefSeq names its product odorant receptor 47a-like. Gene Ontology annotation, cellular component: plasma membrane. The transcript is spliced from 5 exons. The record is from RefSeq and is a predicted model, not a curated record. NCBI's taxonomy places the organism in Eukaryota, Metazoa, Arthropoda, Insecta, Hymenoptera, Braconidae. Bases 1 to 1185 code for a protein of 394 amino acids. Gene Ontology annotation, molecular function: odorant binding; olfactory receptor activity. Gene Ontology annotation, biological process: sensory perception of smell; detection of chemical stimulus involved in sensory perception of smell.